Molecule: messenger RNA, 1440 nt
Organism: Cladocopium goreaui
Lineage: Eukaryota; Dinophyceae; Suessiales; Symbiodiniaceae
Source: the annotation of a GenBank genome assembly
AUGGCGCUUCCCGAUCUGGACACGGCCGAGGGGCGCCAAGAGGCUAUCAGCCUUUUGGAUCCCGACUUUCACGGGAUGAUGGAACGAAAAGGGAUUACUGAGGUCCUACAAGCCACGUUGUCAAAUGCCGGUGUGAAAAGCAUCGGCAUAUACAGCGUGAUAGGAGAGACAGCAGCCGACAUCCGCCAGUUUGCAACAGACCAUUGCAAUCUGGAUAGGGGAAGGCAGGUGGUGGCAAUUGCGGGCUUGAUAGACUUGUGGAAUGCCUGCAAGACAAGGAUGGUCACCCGCCACAAGGCCGAGGCAGAAGCAGUCUCCUCGGCAAUGCCGCCACCGCUUAAUAAGACGGAGGCACAGGAUCUGAGGGCCAAGUUUGAAGGCCUUCAUUAUCGGUUGGAGGAUAAGGUGUCUCCAUCGAUUGGCACGCUGGAGUCGCUAUUUGAGCAGAUGGACUCCGGCGAAUUGAAGGUGAUGUCGCUGGUGCAGUUCCUCAGCAAAGAGGACCAGGAGGAGGAACCCUUGCCCAGUGAGAAAGCAGAUGAGCUGAUGAAUGAGAACACAGACAUGUGGGAGGCACUGGAAGCAGCCAUGAAAGACACCACUGUGAAGGAGAGAUAUUUCCUCACCCCAGCGGCACUGGACGCACCGGGGGUCUCUCCACCCCUGGGUCACGAGAAGGAACAUAAGGGAGAGGCAAGAGCAGAUCAGGUGACAGGAGAGUCAUCUGAUAGCAGGAGUGCCUGUGCCGACAAGGACGCCACAGGGAAGCGUUUCACUUUGAAGGUGCUGUACCUGUUUGCAGGUGCAGAAAGAAAGACUUCAGUGGUUCACUACCUGGCACGCCUGGCAGAAAAACAGGGUUGGGCGUUGGAUGCCAGGGAGGUUGAUUUAAAGAGGGGGCGAGAGUUUGAUCUCACUCAGUCUCAGUUGCAAGAUUCUAUCCUCAAAGAGGUUGAACAAGGUUUGUUUCACGUUAUUAUUUGCACCCCACCAUGCAGCACUUGGAGUAGGGUUCGCAUGGCCAACAGGCGAGGACCACCUCCGCUGCGGAGCAAGGAGCACCUGUGGGGAUACCCAUGGGUCAAGAGGCAGUUUCAGAUGGAGCUGGAGCUGGGGAACGAACUGGUAAGAUUUUCCAUUCGAAUUUGGGAGACGGUAGCUGGAAACCCCAGGUCAUGUGACGGUUUUCUUAUCUUUCUCUUUGGGGAGCACCCUGAAGAUCUGGGUCGAGUGGAAAGGGAAGAAGAUGGUCUGGUUUUGUUCCCAGCAAGUAUUUGGCAAAUUGAACGCCUGAGGGCUUUGGUGGAAAAUGAUUGCAACAAUAUUUUUACUAGCCAUUUGUCAAUGUUGCUGGGGUGCUCCAUGGAGGAAGCCGACUCGGCUGCUUGCCACAGCCGUAGGGAUCAAGCAAUGGGGUCCCCACGAAUGGCCUGCUUUUGA